Messenger RNA from Wyeomyia smithii (pitcher-plant mosquito), 1041 nucleotides. RefSeq lists its product as uncharacterized. Bases 1 to 1041 code for a protein of 346 amino acids. Lineage: Eukaryota; Metazoa; Arthropoda; Insecta; Diptera; Culicidae. The record is from RefSeq and is a predicted model, not a curated record. The transcript has a single exon.
AUGCUGCAAGAGAAGAAACCGGAAAAUCUAGAAGAAGAAGCGGAACAACACUUCGUAGAAAACACGUCAAAAGAUGAAGAAGGCAGAUUCGUAGUUAAAAUUCCCUUCAGAACGGAUCAUCAACAAUUGGGAAAUUCGUUUGAACAAGCCAGAAAACGAUUCCUAAAUUUGGAAAAGCGACUGGCAACCAGUGAGCAGAAACAAAACGAAUACAAGAAAUUCAUGGAAGAAUAUGAAGCCAUGAGACACAUGGUUCCCAUUCCAGCAGAAGAUCUUCACAAGGUCAAAUACUUCUUCCCACAUGGCGUCGUAGAAAAACCGGACUCGACAUCAACUUUACGAGUGGUAUAUGAUGCAAACGCGGCGAAAACAAGCGGAAUAUCAUUGAGCGAUAUUCAACUAACUGGUCCAAAUGUUCAGCGAGAACUGAUGGACAUACUGAUUGAUUUCCGCGGUCAUAACGUAGUACUCAUGGCAGACAUUGCAAAGAUGUAUCGCCAAGUAAAGGUUGUCGAAGAAGAUACGUGGUUUCAAUGCAUCUUAUACAGACAAAAUCCACGACAACCCAUUCGAUUGUACCGGUUAACUACAGUAACCUACGGCGAAGCUGCCUCAUCAUUUCUAGCAUGCAGAGCACUAGCCGAGGUCACAAGGGAAGAAAAGGAAGAUAUUCCGAUGGUAGCAGAAGCAAUAAGUAAUUGCUUCUACUUAGACAACUUGAUGCUCGGAGCUCCAACGGUCUCCGAGCUAAAACAUUUGAAAGAAAGUGUGACAAUCGCACUGGAGAAGAGAUGCUUCCCACUAAGGAAAUGGGCAACAAACGAUCCAGCAGUAGUCGAAGACAUCAAACCAGAAGACUUGGAAACAACACUGAACAUCGGUGACGAAGACAUCAUCAAGACGUUAGGAAUCGCAUGGAAUCCAAAAACGGACUCAUUCAACUCCGCAACAAUUAAAAUGGAAGAAACCGCAAAGAAGAUUUCAAAAAGAGAACUUGCGUCUAAAAUUUUGAAGUUAUUCGAUCCAAUGGGUUUCAUUUAA